Messenger RNA from Eubalaena glacialis (North Atlantic right whale), 1778 nucleotides. It is a transcript of the gene DHRS9, whose product is annotated as dehydrogenase/reductase 9. Bases 188 to 1147 code for a protein of 319 amino acids. The transcript is spliced from 5 exons. The record is from RefSeq and is a predicted model, not a curated record. NCBI's taxonomy places the organism in Eukaryota, Metazoa, Chordata, Mammalia, Artiodactyla, Balaenidae.
GCACCUCCACCUUAAUAGGAUCUUCGACGUCAGGGUGACACAACCCUUCUUUCCCCAGCACAGCGGGCAGAUCGGGCAGAUCACAAGCAGUCCACACCAGCUUCUGUGUCCCCGUUCAUCUUAAACAAGGACGCUAUCUUCUUUUACUGUUCAAGAAAGAAGUGUCUCUGUCAUACACAGGGGGGAAAUGCUCUUUUGGGUGUUAGUCCUCCUGAUACUUUGUGGUUUUCUAUGGAAUUAUAAAGGACAGCUAAAGAUCACAGACAUCACUGAUAAGUACAUUUUCAUCACUGGGUGUGACACUGGCUUUGGAAACUUGGCAGCCAGAACUUUUGAUAAAAAAGGAUUUCGUGUAAUUGCUGCCUGUCUGACUGAAUCAGGAUCAACAGCUUUAAAGGAAGAAACCUCAGAGAGGCUUCAUACUGUGCUUCUGGAUGUAACUGACCCAGAAAGUGUCAAGAGGACAGCCCAGUGGGUGAAAAACCAAACGGGGAAGAAAGGCCUCUGGGGUCUGAUCAACAACGCUGGCGUUCUCGGCGUGCUGGCGCCCACCGACUGGCUGACAGUGGAGGACUACAGAGAACCUAUUGAAGUGAACCUGUUUGGACUCAUCAGUGUCACGUUAAACAUGCUUCCCUUGGUCAAAAAAGCUCGAGGGAGGGUUAUCAACGUCUCCAGCAUUGGGGGUCGGCUUGCAUUCAGUGGAGGGGGCUACGCUCCAUCCAAAUAUGCAGUAGAAGCCUUCAAUGACAGCUUAAGGCGGGACAUGAAAGCUUUUGAUGUGCACGUCGCGUGCAUUGAACCAGGAUUGUUCAAAACAGAUUUGUCAGAUCCAGUAAAGACCAUCGAAAGAAAACUCACCAUUUGGAAGCAUCUGUCUCCAGACAUCAAACAACAAUACGGAGAAGGCUACAUCGAAAAAAGUCUAGACAAGCUGAAAGGCACUACAUCUUUUGUGAACAUGGACCUUUCCCUGGUGGUGGAAUGCAUGGACCACGCUCUCACAAGUCUCUUCCCUAAAACCCAUUAUGCUGCGGGAAAAGAUGCCAAAACUUUCUGGAUUCCUCUGUCUCACAUGCCAGCAGUUUUGCAAGACUUUUUAUUGUUGAAACAGAAAGUAGAGUUGGCUAACCCCAAGGCAGCGUGACUCAGCUGACCACAAACGCCUGCCCCAGGCUAUGAGAUUGGCUGAUUCCAAGGACACAUCUCCUUCUCCAUCUCAUUCUUUACCUAAUCCAACCUGGACUCAUUAAGAUGAUGCUUCUUUUGGUAAAAGAAGAGAUCCCACCGUCACUGAUGAUGUCCCAGGGUCCCUUCUCAAACUUUAUUUGAAAAGAUGGGCAGGUAUGACACCUGCCCAACAUUUAGGCUUUGCCUGCUUGGUAUGAUGUAAGGAAAAUGGGAAGGCUUUCCCAUCCAAAAUGAUCUCCACCCCUUGCCUGCCCCAUGCUUCUGGUCCACAGCACUUAAAAGUAACUCCUGGGGCUUCCCUGGUGGCGCAGUGGUUGAGAAUCUGCCUGCCAAUGCAGGGGACACGGGUUCGAGCCCUGGUCUGGGAAGAUCCCACAUGCCGCGGAGCAACUGGGCCCGUGAGCCACAAUUACUGAGCCUGCGCGUCUGGAGCCUGUGCUCCGCAACAAGAGAGGCCGCAAUAGCGAUGAGGAGUGGCCCCCGCUCGCCGCCAACUAGAGAAAGCCCUCGCACAGAAACGAAGACCCAACACAGCCAUAAAUAAAUAAAUAAAUAAAUAAAUAAAUAAUUUUUUAAAAAAGGGAAAA